Messenger RNA from Tribolium castaneum (red flour beetle), 478 nucleotides. RefSeq lists its product as uncharacterized. Lineage: Eukaryota; Metazoa; Arthropoda; Insecta; Coleoptera; Tenebrionidae. The transcript has 9 exons. The record is from RefSeq and is a predicted model, not a curated record. The coding region runs from base 47 to 430 and encodes 127 amino acids.
CGUAUAAAAAGAACUAAUGAAUCAGUUUUGAUCAAAAAAACGAAGCAUGAAGAUCUGGCUUAGUUUUGUACUACUUGGGGUUUGCACCACAGCCUUACCAUUUCCCCAAAAAAAUGGAGAUGCGCUUGGACCAAAAGAUUCAAAACUCCAAAUAGGAGCAGAACAGUAUAAGAAAUUACUUGGUCAUAUGAAGGACUUUGUUUCUUCGUUGCAAAAUCUACCGAAGAUUGAACUUGAUGACCUAAGUGAUAUAGAUAAGUUGGAGAAAACUUUAGAGAAUAAAGAUAUUAAACGUAUAACAGAGCUGUUAAGGAACUUUAUCCUGGGUGUGCAAAAAUUACGUGCCCAUGCAGAGGGAGCUUCUGAUGCUAAACCAGCUGCUAAUGCUAAAGCAGCAGCUGAUGCUAAGCCAGCCGAAGUACCAAAAUAAAUUUUGUGAAUUUACAAAACUAAAAGCAAAAUAAAUAAAUUGUUAUUU